Molecule: messenger RNA, 9198 nt
Organism: Lethenteron reissneri (Far Eastern brook lamprey)
Lineage: Eukaryota; Metazoa; Chordata; Hyperoartia; Petromyzontiformes; Petromyzontidae
Product: F-box only protein 30-like
Molecular function (GO): protein binding; zinc ion binding; ubiquitin protein ligase activity
Source: RefSeq, a predicted model, not a curated record
UUAAAGGGUACAAGCGCAAGGAGAGCGAGCGGUCAGCAGAAUGGGCAUGUCUGGGCAAGAGGAGGACGGUGCCCUCGUGAAGUUUUGAGUUUGUUAGUUUGACAGAUAUUGUAUUCAUUUACACGUUUGUUGUUUUAACGAGAUGGGUUUUAUUGCGCCACUGUAAGCGAUAACCCCAGGACAGACGCGUUUGUGUACUUGAUCUCGCAAUCGUUUUGAAGUCCACGUACGCAUCGCGACAGAGCUGUUGAGAAAAUGUUGAUCGAACUGCGUUGCGACUUCAAUGCCAGGACGCCGGAGAUGGAAGGGAGCGGCGUGCACGCGCACUGCUCCGCGUGCGUCAGCCGCCGGUGCAAGACGCGCGCCGCGCCGGGCAUCGCGUGCGAGCUGCUGGCGUGCCCAGCCUCCUGCGGCGCCGUCUUCCACGCCUGCAAGAGCCAAGAGCACCGGCUGCUGUGCCCGCAGGAGCGCGUGCCGUGCCUCAACAAGGCCUACGGCUGUCCCUUGACCCUGGCGCGUCGCUCCGUGGGCUCGCACCUGCGCUCGUGCCCUGCCAGCGUGGUGUGCUGCACCAUGGAGUGGAACCGCUGGCCCGUCAGGGUGGGAGAGAACCAGCGGCGCCCGCACGAGACGCAGGGCGCGACGACGUCCGGCGACUCUACGGAGCAGCUGGACAUGGCGUUGGCGCAGAGGGACCAGCGCAUGCUGCUCGAGUCGCUCAAGGUGAUGACGCUGUUCCCGGAGCUGGCGUCGAAGGUGGCCCUCGUCGGAGACAGCAGCGACGACGACGUCUCGUCCGUGGCUUCGGGCUCCUCCUCCGCGACGCCAUCGCUCUUCCUGCCCCCCUCGGCCUCCGUGUCUGUCUCUCUGUCGGAUGGCGAGGCGGGCCCCGCCGGCGCCUCGGUGUCGCCGGGAGCCGUCGGCCGCCACGCCGCUGGUGCCGGCGGCGGAACACUGGAGAAGCUGUACCGCGCCAGCGUCGAGACGACGCGCAGCCUGGCCAAGGCCUACAGCAUCCUGGAGAGGGCCACGCGCGAGAUGGAGCGCAUGGGCCACGCGGCGGGACAGCCGGCGGCCGACGAGGCGCAGGCCAUCGCCGGGCCCAGCGGCCUGGCGCCGCUUUCGCUCGCCGGCAAAGAUCCGCCGGCAGCUGGCGACGGCGUCCGGGAUUCCGGCGGCUCGGGACUCGGGAGGGCUCGAAUCGAACGGUGCGGCGGGCGCGGUGGUCAACGGCAGUUCGGACAGGAUGAACGGCGAGGGGUCGUCAUCGCGGCGGUCUCGAAGAGGCGUUCCCGCGGCGGGCGACGGCGACGGUGGCGAGGUUGGGAGGGCGCCGGGCGUUAUUCCCGCACGACGAGAAGGAACGGAGGCGGCGCCGGCAGCAGCGUCUGCACAGGCGGCGCCCGAUGGGCGAGAUUGCGCCGUGCCACGUUCGCGAGCGUCCCUCAGUGUGGCGCGCUCCGAGGAGUCGCUCAGCAGCUGCGACUCUUACGUGGACGCGGUGGACACGGUGGACGGGGCGGGCGCAGCGAACGCGGCGGUCGACGCGUUUUUAGGCGUGCCGAAUUCGGUGGACUUGGUGAACGUGGUGGACGUGGCCGACGUGGCAGACAUAAUAGACUUCAUGGACACGGAGGACGCGACGGAGGCGUGCGACCCGAUAAACGGGGCCUGGGCCGACGUCGACACCGCCUGCACGAACGGGAAAUCCGGGUCGCGCCGUUCGGUUCACAACGGCCUCGUCGGAUUCGCGCACGUGAACGGGCCGACGCAAAGCGCCGCCUGGGACGGAAGCGCCGACGCGGCCAGCUCCGCUUCGGCGGCGGCAUCGGCGGCGGCUUCCUUGCUGGGCGCCGCCUGCAGCGAGCUGCUCGAGAGAGCGGAGAGCCUCGAGCCGCGAGCCGAAGCGCCGGUGUCGUCGCGCCGCUGGGAGGGCGAGGACUCGGGCGAGCUGGGUGCCCUCGGGGCCUGCGUGAGCCGGCGGCAGCGCGAGGCGGCGCGGCUGCGUCUCCAGGUGCACGGGAGGAGACCGGCGUGGCGCGGCGACGGCGAGCCCGGCGUCGCCUACGCCAACGGCCACGGGGCGGGCGGCCCCGGCGAUCGCACCGCCCCCUGGGGGCACCGCCGAAUGCGCCGGUUGGAGGAGGAGGAGACGCGGCGGCGGUGGCGGCGGUGGCGGCGGUGGCGGCGGAGGUGGUGGUGGAGCAGUUCCCGCCCACGUGGGAGCGUGCCGUGUUCGCCCAGUGGCGGCCACGUGUCUUCAGCGAGACGGACGGGUCCGGAGUUCACGCGGCUCACACCGGAGAGCCGAGGCCGUUCCGGGCGCCCGACUCUUUCCGCCGGUGCUACCUGGGCGACCUGUACCGCUGGAAGCGGCGCAUGCAGGACAAGGCGGUGGACACGGGCGACCUAGCAAGGGAGCGGCGGGGCGGCGAUGACGGCGGCGUCGGGGAGGUGGGGCCGGGCAUCGACCUAGUGACGGCCGCCCUCCUCUUCUGCCUGGACGGGGAGUCGCCGUGCGGGCGCGGCGUGUCGGACCGGCGCGUCUCGCCCGACGGGGCCCGCACCGACACCGGCACGCAGACCUUCAGCCUCCCGUCGGCCGUGUUGGCCACGCGUACCAUGGUGGGCGAGAUGGCCUCGGCGCCGGCCUGCGACCACGCCAGCCCGCAGCUCUCCAACCCGAGCCCCUUCCCGCGGCUGGGCCUGGACCUGGUGCUGGAGUGCGUGACGCGCUACCAGGCCAAGCCGCGCUCCAUGUUCACCUUCGUGUGCGGCCAGCUGUUCCGGCGCGACGAGUUCCCGCACCACUUCAAGAACGUCCACGGCGACAUACACGCGGGCCUCAACGGCUGGCUAGAGCAGCGCUGCCCGCUGGCGCACUACGGCUGCCCCUACACGCAGCAACGGCUCUGCCCGUCGGCGCCCGGCGCCAAGGUGGUGCACAGCACGCGGCUCGGCUCGUUCGGCGUCCUUCCCUUCGUGCCGCCCGAGCACCGCAAGCACGGACGGUCGGCGGCGCCGUCGCCGAUCGCGUCGUCGUCCGACGACGACGACGCGGUUCGCCCCGCGCCGGCGCUGGGCGACUCGGGGGGGGAGCGCGACCGGCUGAGCCGGCUGCCCCUGGAGGUGCUGCAGCAGGUGGCGCGGCGGCUGGACGGGUACAGCCUGUGCCAGCUGUCGCUGGUGUCGCGCCUUCUGCGGGACGUCUGCGGCGGCGUGCUGCCCGAGAAGGGGAUGGUGACGCUGGUGUGGGAGCGCCGGCGCAGGAUCACCGCCAGCGGUGGCGGUAGUUUUACGUGGCGGGUCAAGCACAAGGCAUGGUGCUUCAGCACCGCCUUCUCCCCGGUGUCGCGCUGGGCGUUCGCCGAGGCCCCCAGCAUGGCCGAGCACCUGCGCCGCUGCCGCUACAACGCGGUGGAGCGGCGCCACGACGCCGUACCGCUGCCCUGCAUGUGUGGCCCGCGGCAGCGCACGCGCGAAGGCCGCAGCCUGCGCUCCGUGCUGCGACCCGCCAACUACCCCGCCGCCUGACCAGCUACCUGAUCAGCUACCCCUCCACCUGAUCAGCUACCUGACCAGCUACCCCCUAUCUGAUCAGCUACCUGACCAGCUACUCCCUACCUGACCAGCUAGCUACCUUACCAGCUACUCCUCCACCUGAUCAGCUACCUGACCAGCUACUCCUCCACCUGAUCAGCUAGCUACCUGACCAGCUACCCCCUACCUGACCAGCUAGCUACCUUACCAGCUACCCCUUGGCCUGACCAGCUACCUGACCAGCUACCCCCUACCUGACUAGCUAGCUACCUUACCAGCUUCCCCUCCACCUGACCAGCUACCUGACCAGCUACCCCCUACCUGACCAGCUAGCUACCUUACCAGCUUCCUCUCCGCCCGACCAGCUACCUGACCAGCUACUCCCUGCCUGAUCAUUUAUCUGAUCAGAUACUCCUUUGCCCAAUGAGUUACCCCCCACUGCCUGAUUAUCCACCCCUCUCCCUGUUCAGCUACCCGUUUCACCUGAUCAACUACACCUUCUUAUCAGCUACCCCUCCGUCUGACCGCCUACCACUCAACCUGACGAGGGACAGGAGGGGGUCUGUCUGAGAAGAGGGCGGCGUCUACCUGAUCAGGUGUAUCUGAUUGGGCGUCUGUUUGAUUGGGUGAGGGUCCGUCAAUGUCUAUCUGAAGGACUUGUCCAAGCAGCUCGUCUGUGUGUGUCUUGGGAAUGUCUUGUUUGUCCCAAGUCUUGACUCGUGGAUAGUUUAAGUGGUUGUCAUCUUAAGGGCUCAUGGAUCACAUGGUCCCGUCUGUCUUGAAGGCUCGUCCUGUCUAAUGGUUCCAUCUCGCCAUCUUGUCUCAAGAGCAUGUCUGAAAGUCCCAUCUGCCUGAGAGCAUUUUGUCUGUUUGACUUAAUGGGGGGGGGGGGUCCAUGUCACAUGGUCCCCUUUGAUGGAAGCAACUUUGUUGCAAGGAACCGGAUCGCCGAUGCAUGGACGUGUCCACGCGUAACCAGACGGUUUAAGUUGCGCGGUGAUUUCGAGAUCGAUUCGGUUCUUCAACCGAUCGCUCGAGCGUGACCCGACAGUCGUAUAAACAACUUGAAAUUCCAAACCCCACAGACACCAAUCGAGCAAAGCAAAAGAAAUGCUCUCCCAAUGCCAGCGGUGACAGACGUGGCGUUAAAUUAAACAAAGGCGCCGGCAUGCGGUCGCCCGGAAUUUCACAUCUUGCAUCACCGGCCCUCCUCUGCUGCCCCCCCGCUGUUCGGCUUCGGGGGGGGAGGGGGGCGGCCGUCGGCACGCCGUGACGAUUCAUCGUAACCCCCGUCGCAGACAUCGGGAGCUUCAACUGGUUCCCUUGAAACUCCGACCUUGUCGGCGGCAUGUACACGUGCGCGUAACGACGGGUCGCGCGAUGAUUUCGAGAUCGAUUCGGUUCUACAACCGAUUGCGUUCGGGGCCGCCGUUAUUUCGGUGGAUGCGAAUUGCCGUAAGUGCCAGCGAGGUACGGUGACGGUUUUGGGUGUGUGUCUGUGUGCGCGUCGUUGAAAAUGCGACCGGCAUCUCCAGUCGCCGUACAGAACGGCUCAGAAAUAUAUAUUCCGGAAUCCUCACGACGUCGAUAAACAGAAGCAUUCAAAUCAAACAAGACGAGUUCGUGCGCCGACGAUGGAGCCCACGAGAAGUGCCUCGGCAGUCUCCGUGUGACCAGUGAAGUUGAUGGCGCAGACGCUGUCGGGUAAUGUUGGCAAGAUGGGGCAACUAACAUCGUGGGGCGAGCAGAACUGUACGAGUUAAUAAGGAACGAAACCGCAACUACGGAACCCCGGAUUCGUGACGUAUCAUCGAGACGCUGUGCGGGCGAUGAAUGGUCACGUGCCCGAAGGUCCCCUGUGUAAUCGGGAGUCGCACGAUCAUGCGGGCCGCGGGGGUUACGCGCGAGCAUGGUGUGUGGACUCAACCGGGUUGGACGUGAAGGGGAGACAGAUGGACGAGGAGGUUGGGGGGAGUGGUGUGCAGUGGAUGUGCACCCAUGUGUCGUUAAAUUACGAGGGCGAUCGAAAACUUUUUCCGGCUGACCUCGAAAGCAAUUUACGGACCUUGCUUUUAAGGCCCGAGCACGUUCAAGUGCGAUGUGCCCUCGAUCUUCCAAAAGCUACAAUCAGAAUCUGUAUUUAUACUGGAGGAAUCCGAUGAGCAAUGAAGCUCUUUUUUCAAAGAUGUUCAGUGAGGGGCCGGUCAGAAAGUUACAACAAUACAAAAACACUGAGUGCAAAGUAUAGGAACGGUUAUCAAAUCACUAAAACUACAUUUAACUAUUUUUAUUCUACCAGGUGAAGCCUGCUGGGCUAUUAACUGCUGUUCCAGAAGCAACCUGGCCACACAUCAUAAGCUCAGCAAAGUAGCUUAUUACCCCGUGUAAAUGUUUAUCCACACAUGCGUGUCCUACUUUAAAACGACCAGUGGUUUUCUUGCGAAGUCAAAGUGAUUUUCUGUUCAAAUGAACAUUAGGGCACCGUCACCUAUUAGCAGCUCUGCAGAGCCAGCAGUGUUCAAUUUCCUAAAUCUAAUUUUUACUAUAUUAUAUAUUUUUAUUAUUUUAGCAGGCAAGGCCCACUGGGCUACGUAGCUCUUUCAGAAGCAACCUGCCUAUCACAAAUGAUAGCAUCUCGACAAAGUGGCAGAUGUCAUGAUCACGUGGAAAUGCAUCGCUAGGAAGAACAUUGUGAAUGUCGGGUUUCCUCCAAAACCUCUGCCCGUUCGACGGUGCCCACGUUGCAACGUCGUUGUGACGUCGUGACGUCGGUGUGACGUCGGUGCACCAUCGUGACGCCAUGCCAGAGGGGGAUUCAACAGCGGUGCAAUACGCGGGGCGAGCCACUGGGGGCGCCAGAUCUGUGCUAAGUGGAUUUCCCAUCACAUGUAUUUCUCAAAUGUUUUUUUUUGACAUUUUUUCGGUCAAAAUGCAACUAACUUUGAACGUCCGAAGAAAGAAAACACGAUGGGUUAAUAUUUCUGAGAAAUCGGCACAAAGCGUUUUUUACGUAUAUAAAACAAAAAUACCUACCUACUUUUCACCAAGCAUUCAACCAAUGCUUUUAGAGCACCGCACCUUCGCCGUAAGGUGAAAGAAUUUGCAUCGAGCACACCCCCCCCCCCCUCGUCCUGUGUGUCUGUGCCCCCAAUGCCACACUUACCCACGACCUUAAAAAACAACAAUAACACCGAGUGCCGAGAGGUCCCUUUCAACAGAACAAAAAAAGUGGUUUCUGGCCUCAAUUGGGCCCUUGCCUCGUCGCAAAGGUCAUCUCAUUAUCUACGGCGGCAAGUACGCAAGCGCUGGCGAUUAUCAACAGGACCUACCGGAUGGUGCCGGCCGUAUUGACGGUGGUGGUCACAGUCCCUCCUCUUCAGUGAGAUCUUGAGAGCUGAUCCAAGAGGGUUUUUCGUCCGACUCUUCAACCCUCUACCAGGUGUCGUGGAAGAGAGUUUGGGGUCGCCCACACUUUACCCCCCACCGCAGCCCGUGACCUACCGACCGACUCGCCGCGGUGCUUCCGUUCAUACCGCCCUCGGACAAAGGCGGUGGUGGAGAGGGUGGUCGGGGAUUUUAAGAAACGUUGCACCGUUGUUUCUAGCGCCGCGCCGGGGAGAUGGAAUGGAACCCGGCGUGACGUGUCUGCAACGCAAGUCCUGCGAGCGAGCGCUGUUGACCCGUUAAACCAGCACUGUGACGGCGCGGUUGAUGAUCGUUUUGGGUGAAUUCGGUUAUCGAGCGCCUAUUGCGCACGGACUCCCAAGCAGUGCGCAGAGAAUGCCGCUGAGCUGUUUUUGCUGCCUUUCCUCCCCGCUUCUACUCCUAUGUGUGUGUGGUUUUUUUCUAUCAAUUCCCACGUCUCACACCGUCGGGAGGGAUUUUUUUAAGACGUUGGCCUAUUCAGUGGCGAUUAUGCAAGCCAAGGGUGGAUGCCCGUUGAGAUAAUGUAUAUUUUUUACGAGUGUACCGGGAGAGUAUAAAUUUGUAUCGUAGAUUAGCUCCGUGUGAAACGUUAGGCUUUUAUAAGUACCCGACAUUUAUUCUUGUAACGUUGGAUUGAAGGAGUUGUGUGUACACACUUGCAUUGCGUACCGCGACACCGUGCGCACGCGUGCGUGUGUACGUGUGUGUGGCCUCAACGUGCACAUAGCCUGGCACAAGUGUCGUGGUGACGUCACAGCCACUUUGUGGCGAAUGGCGGUUGUUGUUGGCCUCAAUGUGCACCUAGCCUGGCACAAGUGCCGUGGGGACGUCACCGCCACUUAGUGGCUGAAUUGUUAUUGUUUAGGGGAGCGGUAGGGUAGUGGUAUGCGCACUGCACUACAAACCUGGCGGCCCGAGUCUUGUUAAUAUUAGCAGUGAAUAUAUAUUAACUCGGCCCUGGGGCCUCUCCUAGGUCGACUCGGCCUUAAAUGGAUAGCUGUCUCAGUGCGUAAAACGUCAGCACUGGGGGAGAUUAAAGUGAACGGGCGUGACGUUGACAAAACCAACCUCUCAUGCGUGGCGGUGGCCUUUAUAGGUGCUUGCUAACAGCGCUUGCCCCAAAAAACCUGCGGUAGGCUGUAUGUGUGGAAAUGAAAACGGGGCUUUGUUUUACUCUGGUUGAAAGGAAAAUAUAACAAGUUGAACGUUAGAAAUGUCAACAGCUAAAAUAGAAUUGGCCAAUCGGCACCCGCGCAAUUGCGGUCAUCGAAAAAGGACGCAGUGCUGGGUAAAUUGAGGAGUUAGUAAAUGUUUCGGAAUGACGGAUUUAACUUAGAAACAUAAAAUGUGUAAAGAAAUCGUACACACUUUUGGAUGAUGUAACGCGUAAAGUAUGGAAGCCAACGGGUAGCAGACAGGGCAAAAAAAAUGUAACUUUACAAAAUGUCCCUUUCGGUCUCCGGCGAAAUUUUGGGAAACCUUUUCAUCACUUUGCCCAUUGUUUAAUUGGAUAAGUCCCUGAACGACAACGCAACUUUACGCGAAAGUGUCACUCGUAUCGGAUCAUCUCUGAGGGCUCGUUAGAGACGGCUGCAGCUUAUUACAUUUAAGGUUUCGACCUUCGUUGCAAAGCGUUAACAAGGACGGGCUGGUAACUGUUUUUUUUCCUUUCAACAUCAUUAAUGUGUUUUUAAAAUCUCUCAAUCUCUUGUGCCUGAGUUGCAACAGCAACAGUUUGAACGUGUGAUACGAGCGGGCACAUUUCCAUUGCCCGUUUUUUUCCCACUUGCACAGCAAGAGCCGGGCUGGUUGCCGUGCCGACGCCGGAAGCGUGUCAGGAAGCACGGGUUGCGCUUUUCCACUGCGCGAGCCGUGCCGAGCCAUGCGGCCGACGUCAAAAUGCAUACGUAAUUAGCCCCGCCCCUCAGAAUAUAUAUUUAUUCUGGAUCAAAAUAAUUUCUACUGCAAGAGGAAUUCCAAUGACCUUAUGAAGCUCUUUUUUGCACAGAUAUCCGGUCGUGACAGGCCAGAACGCCGCCACAAGCAACAAACGAUACAAAAAACCACGAUAGGUUUCUGCUUGAUAAUGGGUUUUUUACCCUUUUAUCUGGCAACAAAACUGACACCUUUUUUACAAGGAGUCAUGUUUGCAUAGACCACAAUACCUGCAGUCAUAAUGCAAACAAAAAACACAACUCUGAUAAUGUAUGCACUGUCCUUGAAGUUGAUUGG